AACGAACCGUCACUGAGGUGUCAAAACGUUUGUCAAUAUUCGGGACUUUAUCGUAAAAAAAAAUUAAAUAAAAAAUUUCAGUUUAUGUACCACCUAUUCACGUUUCCACUUCCGACGGCAAAAUGUUACUUGGCCUACCAGGCUCGCACGUUCAUAACUGACCCAACGAUGACGAUUAGACCACGCACUUGGCACACCCUGGGUACCAAGCAGACCGCCAAAUCCCUGAUUAAAUUCACCAUUUGGGUGAACAAGGACUUCGACACCCCCGGCCAAGAGAUCACCCUGCAUUACAAGGAUCUGAGGUCGUGGAAUUCAACUUUGAAUUAUCUGACCGCAGUUCUGCAACCGCGUUUCGGAGCAGUUCGAAAACUGUACAAUUUGGAAACACAGAAACUGGUGCUUUGCCUUCAGGACAUCAAGGCGAACGGCAAGUACGUGGCCACCGGAAGUGAAAAGUUCAAGUUCAUACAGAAUGGAUAUCUUACUGCAGACGAGAGGAUUGUUGAGAACAAACGUCGUGCCAAAUCAGCCCACUGGGUCGACGACGUCGCCAAACACACGGUGAAUUUUAUGGAUUAUACCAAAAAGUAUAAACGGACGGUUAUACAUAUGAUGGUCUCCGGUAGGCCUUGUCAAACACCCAUAAAAAUGGUGCUGAUCGAAAGAGAUUUGAUCAAAUACAACAAUAUGCUGCUUGAAUAUAUGGCAUAUCGGUUGGAUAUUGGCGAAGGAAUCAAAUAUAUAACCACCACCAAAGGAAAAAUCAUCUCGGACCCGUUAGAACUGAAACACGGAGGUUUAUAUGUGGCGGUACCGUUUGGCACCGACUUUAUCAAAAUGGACUAUAAGAAGCUCUGUAUUGAAAUGCUACCCGCACAAAAGGUUCAAAUAAUGGUAGCGAACAAGAAAAAGAGGAAGAAGCCGAGAAAGAAGGUAAUCGCGGUUCAAGAAUCGACCGCAGAACACAAAGAGGAAAACCUUGGUCUAUUUUCUGCGGAAUCGACUGGAUCGGGCAGCGAAAACGAGGCGAAACCGGAACGUGAAAAAUGCAUUUGUUCGCAAUGCACCCACGACGCUUGCGCCGCCACAGACGACGGUGAAAAGAAAACUGAUGAUGAAGUUUAUAUUGAAGUUACCGUACAACCGAAGCAAGAAUCGGCCGAAAACGACAGCCAAAUGACCAGACUGGACUUUGAGUACCCGUCCGAUUUCGCUGAUUUUAUAUCGAAAAAAACGACGGACUCGCGAGAGGUCCAGGUGAACCAAGAACCGCCAAAACCUGUGUGCUCUCCGAAAGGUGAUAUUUACCACGACGAUAUCACCAAAGAAAGCACCAUGGAUAUGGACGUGAAAAAGAUACCGGAAAGUGAGGAGCGUCCAAAAGUUGAAACAACAAAUGGCAAGAAUUUUACCACGUUCGCGGAAAUCGCCAGGGAGAAAGCAAUGGAAAAGGAACUGAAUAGUGAAUUGAUUCGCAAUGUAGAUCUAAGUUCCAUUUGUUCUGUUGGUAAAAAAUCCGUGACUUUCCCCAAGGACAAUAAGCCUAUUAAACUGAAGGCAGAAAAGGUGGCGAGCGACGGUUCGAAUCUGACCGUAGACCUGAUCAGACGGCCCAAGUAUUCGAUAUUAAAAGUGAAAGAGUCGGCCAACCAGAAUGUUUCCAGUAAAAACGUGACGCCAUCCGAGCGGACACCGAAGAAGAGGAGUUUCGUGAACGUCAGGGACAGUCUGCAGGACGAUUUAACGUUAAAAAGGAUGUCGAAAACGUUGCAAGAGAAGGCCAACAAGUCGGAGUCUGGUUCGAUAACGACCACCUUGACCACCGGAUUUCCGGUAAAGAAAACUUUGUCCGAUCCGAACUUGUUGAUCGAGUUCCGUGCGGAGAAGGCGGUGCAGAAGAAUUGGCCAAUCGAGGACGAAGUGGAGAGUAAAAAGACCCAAGCGAACGAGUUGAGCGAUUCCUCCUCGGAUCUGUCCAUGGCCGAUAUAAUCUUCGAGAAUCAGAUGGCGGAUCAGAGAUCGGUCGCGGAUAGGGUGAGUUUCUCGAGGAAAAGCGAUAAGAAUCCCGAUGAUUUGAAUAAGAAAUGAUUUUCUUUUAUAAUGAAUUUUAUAAGCACGAAAUUAUUUGCGUGAGAAAUAAAAUUACAGUUUAUACGA
Messenger RNA from Anthonomus grandis grandis, 2160 nucleotides. Its product is annotated as doublecortin domain-containing protein 2C-like. The coding region runs from base 85 to 2091 and encodes 668 amino acids. The record is from RefSeq and is a predicted model, not a curated record. Gene Ontology annotation, biological process: intracellular signal transduction. The transcript has 10 exons. Gene Ontology annotation, cellular component: microtubule; microtubule organizing center. Lineage: Eukaryota; Metazoa; Arthropoda; Insecta; Coleoptera; Curculionidae.